AUGACGAAAGGGACUUACAUAGAACUGAUCCUGCAGUUCAUGUCCAACAACAACCACAGCGGCAUCGACUUCAAGGAGCCGUUCGUCAAGCCGUCCUUGCGCUACGUCUACCCGUUCUUCAUGUUCCUGCACGCGGUGGUCGGCCUAGUCGGCAUAGCAGGCAACACGGCCAUGGUGGUCGUCAUAGCCAGGCGGCGUCUGUAUCAGGUAGGUCAUAUGAUGCACCGCCAUUUGGUGCGCAACAUCGGAGAAGGAGAGCGAAUGGGAGAUAAGAAAGAGAGAGAAGGGAUAUAAAAAAGAGAGGGAGGGAAAGAGAGAGAGAGAGAGAUUUAUGAUUUUGAACACAUUAUUUUUUUUCUAACAUAGAAAAUAAAAUAGAGUUAUUUGUUUUCUAAGUCAUUUCCUGACUUUUUUUAGGUCUUUAAGAAAGGUCGCUCAAUUUUUACAUACAACACAUGGCAAAGAAUUUUUAAUAUACAUACAUAUUUUAAUUUGAAUGAUGAUGAUGAUUGAAUACUUUUAUAGCGCUUGUGUCCAUAUUAUCUUAGCAUGCUCACAACGCUCUGAUGCCUUGAAAUAUAUUUAAAGAAAAAAGUGUUAAAAUGAUUCUUAAAUGUCUUUUUUUUUUUUUUUUAUUUUCAAUGUUCACUCAAAGAUUGGGGCAAAUUUUUACAUAAUUUAGGCGCAGCAGCUUCAAAAGAGCGACCUCCGUACGACUUUUUUCUGUGUGCUUCCACACUGAGAUCGCUUGUGUCCAUAUUAUCUUAGCAUGCUCACAACGCUCUGAUGCCUUGAAAUAUAUUUAAAGAAAAAAGUGUUAAAAUGAUUCUUAAAUGUCUUUUUUUUUUUUUUUACUUUCAAUGUUCACUCAAAGAUUGGGGCAAACUCUUACAUAAUUUAGGCGCAGCAGCUUCAAAAGAGCGCACUCCGUACGACUUCUUUCUGUGUGCAUCCACACUGAGAACUCUCAGUAAGGACUGCGUUGAAGAGCGCAGGUUCUUUUUAAGGAUACGUGUUUAGACAUCGGUUCUUUAAGAUAUUCAGGGGCAGAGACUUCGAUGUAAUGAUCUGAUUACGUUACCGAUAUUCCGUGAAUUAAAAAUGAUAAUAAUAAUAAUUCGUCUUCAAAUCUCACGGAUCAUUAAUAGAAAAAUUCACACGUUUUAUCAUUUUUAAUUGUGACUCAAUCAGCUUUGGUUUAUCUUCAGGACCAGACUUACUUCCUGAUGGCCAACCUGGCCUUCGCUGACCUGAUCAAAUGCAUGAUCGUGAUGCCCAUCACCCUGGCCAACCUCCUCCUGCAGAACUGGUUGUUUGGCAGCUUCCUCUGCUUCUUCCUUCCCAUGAUGCAGUGCUUUCCGGUCCACGCUUCGAUGCUGACGUUCCUCACUAUAGCCAUAGACAGGUAGAUGGAGAGUCUUGUCGCCACUCACACGCCUUGGGCGGUAGGAAACUACCAGUCAUGGACAGUACCGAGUAUUCAUCCGUGUAAUAUCAGAGUACAGAGUAUACAUCCAUGUAAUACCCACGAUCUUAGGCAUCGAUAGUUCCGGUGGGCCGGGGGGGGGGGGGGCGACUCCCAUUUUUUUUUUGUGUUUUUUCAUUGUAACUUUCAUGAUUCUGAUAAUAAUGUUACAUUUAAUAUUGUAACUUUUCAUGACCUGAGCGGACAUCUCAGAGAGCAGAGCCGUUUUUAGGCAUAUCGAGUAUUCAUCCGUGUAAUAUCAGAGUACAGAGUAUACAUCCAUGUAAUACCCACGAUCUUAGGCAUCGAUAGUUCCGGUGGGCCGGGGGGGGGGGGAGCGACUCCCAUUUUUUUUUAGUGUUUUAUCAUUGUAACUUUCAUGAUUCUGAUAAUAAUGUUACAUUUAAUAUUGUAACUUUUCAUGACCUGAGCGGACAUCUCAGAGAGCAGAGCCGUUUUUAGGCAUAGAAAAUCUAGGCCACCGCCUAGGGCCCCACUGCAAAGGGGGCCCCACCAGGCGCUUUUUUCAAGAGAAAACAUUUUGGACCCCCCAUGCCGGGGCCCCCUACCUACGCUCCAUGCCUAGGGCCCCCAAAAUCCUAAAAACAGCUUAUGCCCUUGUACUAACACAAAGUCCAAGUCUUAACAUAUCAAUCUUUGUCUACAAAAACUAUAAACACUACACAGAAUAAUAAAAUUCUCCAUCGGAAUGAUGAUUGAAUCAAUUCCUAAUCAAUCCGCUUCUCUCUAGACACUACCAUGUCAAGACAGUGGCGUAGCUAGGGUUGGUGUCAACCGGUGCGGUCCGCACCACACCCCCCCCCCGCCGAUCCGCCAAACCCCCUAGCUACGCCACUGUGUCAAGACACUCGUAGCUGCUUUUUUUCAUUCGUUACAAUAUGGCCGCUAGGGUAAUUCCGUACUUUCUAAAAUUAGUAUCACUACACCGACAUGAAAUAGUUCUUUCUACUCAGCGGUAAAUGAGCAUCAAAUAGCAUUAAAUAACAAUAUGUUACAAUUAUAUACAUUUUUUUAGUAAGCAUUAUUUUUUUUACUAUAUAAUUAUUUAGACUGAUUUCUGAAAUUUUAGUAUUCCAAUAUAUUGCAUCGGGUUUUUUUUUGUUUUUUUUUAUUUUGUUUUGGUUUUUUUUUAUUUAAAAAAAAAAAAAAAAUUAAAAGUGCCCCUAAUAUAAAUUCUUCUAAAUGGCAAUUAAGAAUAUUUUGAAAGUUAAAUUCAGCCUUUAAGAUUGGUCAGUGGAGCUUGACUGUUCAAAUGAAGAUCCAUUUCACAGACCCAGGAGCUUGUCUGCAGAUUAUCAUCGAGAAUAGGUAAUCUCCUACUCUUGUAAAGUUUAUCUUGACGGUGCGAUCAGGAUUGAGAUUCGGCACAGUUUAAACUCGAGGCAAAAUGUAAAACGAUCGGAUCAGAAAACGCCAGACGAAUCGAUCUCCCUUUCAAAGAAAUCGAUACUGUUAAGUUGGUGUCGGAACCAUAUUAGUUGCCCGUGAAAGCUGUAUCGAUACUUUUUUUAAAAAUAAUGUAAGCUCCAGUUGUUGUUUUUUUUUCCUUUAAGAAUUCAUUUCGACUUAGUGGCAGAUAACGCGUUAGCUUGUUUCUGAGACAGUUUUAGCGAUUACACCUCGCGACAACUCGGGUAUGAGACCUGAGACACUUUGAUCUUUUUGCUGGUAGAUCCUCAAACAGAUUCAGAGUUUUUAAAAAAAAUGCAUCGAAGCGGUUAUCAAAUUACUAAUACACGAUGGUUCGAAUUUAUAUCUCUCGUUUUGGUGACUAUUUUCCCCAGAGUCAAAAGAUCUCAUCAUUACUAUUUGAAGACAUUCAUUCAUCCAUUAAUAUCCAUGUGGUCGUUUCGAUAACAUCUGAAUGUUGACAUAAUCUGUGCCCGUGACUAUUCAAGAUGUAUAAUCCUAUUGUUUACAAAGCCUGUGCCACUUCCAUUUUCAGAUAUCGUCUGAUCGUUCACCCGUUUAAAUCACGACUUCCGGUCGGCCUGUGUGUCAUCGCUGUGUGGGUCGGCGCCGUGUGUGUUGUGCUGCCUUUCGCCAUCUACAUCAAGUACCUUGACCUCGCGGCCUUGCUAGGUACGAUUUUGGUGUGUUCGAAAGAAACAGCAAAACUUAUUCAACACAUCAAUGCUUAAUGCUUAUACCAGAGGCGCUUGGAUAGGAUACCGUUUAAUGAUCUAGAAAUCCCUACUCAUAAAAGCGUUUGUUCUAGCACUGAACUAGCCAUUAAAGAGCUUAUCAUUGCGUAGCUGACAUACUCGUUCAGAGGUCAGGAACCUGCGGCUCCGGCAUCCGCAUGCGGUCAUCUGAAGGAAUAUAUUAGGAUCUUUGGAGAAAAAAAAUUAGGGCUGCUGACGAUUAAUCUAAUUUUAAUAGUUAACUUUUCUAACGUUAUUUUGAACAAUGUAUUACUUCCGGCUCCUAUAAUAUUUAGUUAGCAGAUAAAAUCCAUUUUAAAAAAUCCUCCUCACUCCAAAAAAAAAAAAAAAAAAAAAAAAAAAAAAUAAAAAAAACCCCCCCCACCAAAAAAAAAAAAAAAAAAAAAAAAAAAAAGUUAACAGGCCCCUGUACUUGUUGACUCUGCAAGAGUUCAUACCUAAGCAUGUCAGACCUAAGCAUGUCAGACCUAAGCAUGUCAGACCUAAGCAUGUCAGACCUAAGCAUGGAAAGGUUUUGAAAAACUCGAAUACAUUUUCCUUAAACAGUAACACUAACAUUUCACGUGUAAGAUUUUUCCAUGACACAUUUUGCAAAUAACACUUUGCAUAUACCACUUCCGUUUAACUUUUCCUUCAUGUUUCCAUUCCAGGAGAAGAUUUCACUGGCGUGGGGAUUUGCUAUGUGGCCGGGGAGAGGAAGAUCGAGCAGUACAUCCGGGCUAUCUUCGUGACGCUGUACGCCAUGCCACUCGCCGUCAUCGCUCUCCUGUACGUGCGCGUGUCGGCGGAGUUCAAGUCCAGGGAGGCGCCUUUCAUCUCGGUGCACUUCACGCAGAACAUCACGACUGCGGAACCCGAUGCGGACCGCGGCACCAGGGGAGGAUCCACGAUCAUGAACUCGUGGUCCCCCGUGGAGCCCUACAGCACCGGCUCGCACCACCAGCACGUGCACAGCACCUCCAGCACCAUCCUCCUCCCCAGGGACGGCUUCGCGGCCACGCUCCCCACCGCCCCCGCCUCGCGGUCGGACUUCCCCGGCCACCACGCCCACUCCAAGCACUACCACACGAGCCCCACGUGCAGCAGCCAAGGGGACGCCAGCAGCGUGGUGUCGUCGUCCCACGCCCGCGUGGAGCGCCACGCCCACAUCAAGUCGUGCCACGGCGAGCGGGGCGCCGCCCAGGUCAACGACGACGAGCUGGACAUCCACAAGGAGAAGCGGACCCAGAACUACCUGAUCACGAUGACCACGCUGUUCGGCAUGUGCUGGUGCCCCCUGAACAUCCUCAUCCUCGUGCACUUCUUCGUCCACGAGAACGACGACAACAUCGGACAUUACGACAUCACGUACAUGCUGUUCGCCUGGUUCGGCUUCCUGUCCACCUGCACGACCCCCGUGCUGUUCGCCUCGUGGCGGAUGUCCGACGCCACCAAAGACAGACUCAGGGGAUACUUCCGGUUCAGUAACAGA
Messenger RNA from Lymnaea stagnalis (great pond snail), 5122 nucleotides. NCBI's taxonomy places the organism in Eukaryota, Metazoa, Mollusca, Gastropoda, Lymnaeidae. The record is from the annotation of a GenBank genome assembly.